AAAUAAAAUCUCUGUUUCUCUCUAAACAGUGAACAAACUGUUUAUUAAUACUUAUCAGACGCCGUUUUAAAAAAAGCAAUGAAAUUUUAUUUCUAACUUACCCCAUCGAGUUCACAUUCUGAUUGUGCGAACGCAUAAUAACAAAUAACUGGAAUGCGUUUUGAAACGAUGUAGGAAAGGCUAAGCAAAAUGUUUAUUAAAUAAUAUGGCUUUAACAGAAGCUUCAAAUCUUUCUUAAAAGGCAUCGUAGCAGGACGAGUGUAUAUAGGUUAUAACUGUGAUGAACGAAACGCACUUAUUAAUUGAGCGAUUCAGCCUCGACAAAUAAUUGUCAAUCAAAUUUAUUUCCUACUUUAAGUUUACUGAUUUUUAAUGUUUCCUUAUUGUAUAACUAAGCCAGCAGGAGCUCCCAAGAUGCAGUUCCUGUUAGCAACUUGUAUUGUCGCAAGUAUCUAUUUAUCAACUUAUGGAGUAACAUUUGCCUCCAAUAACAGCAUCCCUUUGGUUGUAAUCACCUGGGAUUACCAAGAUGCUACACAAAAAGCUUGGAAUGUUCUAUACAAUGAAAAAAGAAGUGCUUUGGAUGCAAUAGAAGAGAGUUGUAGCCUCUGCGAACAACAGAGAUGUAGGAAGACAGUCGGAUAUGGAGGUAGUCCAGAUGAGUCUGGAGAAACUACAUUAGAUGCAGUAAUUAUGGAUGGAGUUACAAUGGAUGUAGGAGGUGUAGGGCUUUUGAGGAAUGUGAAGAAUGCUAUUUCUGUUGCCCGCAAGGUUCUCCAUAAUACUAAACAUUCCCUAAUCGGUGGAGAACUAGCAACAAAGUUUGCUUUGGAAAUGGGUUUCAAAACAGAAUCCUUGCAGACAGAAGAAUCCAAGAAGAUGUGGCUGGACUGGAAAGCUAACAGCUGUCAGCCUAAUUACUGGAAGAAUGUGGUACCAGAUCCAAAAAUAAGUUGUGGUCCAUAUCGUUCUGUGGACAUAGGAGAAAACUCCAUUGAAGAACACGAAUCAUAUGUAACUGAGGAGAAUCAUGAUACAAUUGGAGUUAUUGCGAUAGAUUCAAAUGGCCAUAUAGCUGCGGGUACUUCGACGAAUGGUGCUAGAAAUAAAAUUCCUGGCCGUAUUGGGGAUUCUCCAAUUGCAGGUGCAGGUGCAUACGCUGAUCAGAAAGUUGGUGCAGCUGCUGGUACUGGUGAGGGUGAUAUAAUGAUGCGAUUUUUACCCAGUUUUCUAGCCGUGGAAGAAAUGCGUCGCGGCGCCAGUCCAACCGCAGCCGCGACUACAGCAGUUCGUAGAAUUGCUGAGCAUUAUCCAACUUUCACAGGUGCAGUGAUCGCAUUGAAUAAAGACGGAGAAUAUGGGGCUGCUUGCAACGGUAUCACUCGCUUCGCGCAUUAUAUUGCUAAUCCUAAAUUAGGAAAACCAACGAUGCAAUAUGUGAACUGUAUAGAUGCUUAUUACGUCUUACAGAGUGAAAAUUACUAUAAAUUCAACGAUAGUAAACGGGGACAAAUUAUAAACGCAAAAAUGCCAGAAACAACGGAGGAGGACAUGGGGAUGUCCGUUCGUUUAACGAACGACGACUUUCGUAAAUUAUUGAUGACUCCAAGGGCAUCGGUUCCAUCAGCUACACCAGUAUCGGUACCAGGGACCGCUAGAGAUGCUAGUGCUAAAACUGCACAGACUCCUAAUGUUAGUGGCGGUAGUCGAGCAGAACUUAGGAGAAAGAAGAAAAGCUUUUAUGCCAAGUUGAAAAAGCAAGAGGAGGAUAAGAUGGCAGAGUUAGCAGAAAAGUACAGAGACAGAGCAAGAGAGCGAAGGGAUGGUACAAAUCAAGAUUACCAGGCAGAGGAUCCCAUGAACAGUGCCAGUGCGUACAGAGCGGUAGCACCAGAUCUGAAGUCAGGAAUGGAUGCUGCUGAACGCAGGAGACAAAUGAUCCAGCAAUCCAAAUUCUUGGGUGGUGACAUGGAACACACUCACUUGGUAAAAGGGUUGGAUUAUGCUCUUCUGCAGAAGGUACGCAGUGAAAUCGAAGCGAAGGAGCACGAACAAGAGCAAGAGAUGGAGAAGUUAGUGAAGCCGAAAGACAAGGUAAAGGAAAAGAAGGAGCCGGAGAAGAAGGACGACGAAAUGCAAUUUAAGACCAAGAUUGGUCGUAAUGUUUACAAGACUGUCAUGACUAUGAAGUCAAAAACGAUAGAGAGAAACGAAUUAUUCACACCUGGUCGCAUGGCUUACAUAAUAGAACUGGAUGACGAGAAUGCAGACGUAGACAUACCGACCACACUGAUCAGAAGCAAAGCAGACGUGCCUACAGUGGACAAUACACCUACUUUAACCACCAACGACAUAGUUAUAAACAAACUAGCACAGAUAUUGUCUUACCUACGACAGGGUAAUCGCCAUGGGAAGAAAGGAAAGAAGAACAAGGAUGGCAAGUCUAGGCCAGAUGACAUGAACGACAUGGACAUAGCGCCACGACCACAGGAUGAAAGUAUUUAUGGAGACAUUGGGGACUAUGUUCCUACGAUUGGCAAGAAAGAUCUAAAUCAAUCCAGGGAGAAGAAGAAAGGCUCGUACUUUGACAAACCGGAGACUAAUUUAGACACAGACGACAAUGCAAAUGCUCCUCAGUUACCGAGCGUUGCGCCUACCAAUGUGGACAGCAAUGCUCCUAAGAAAGGUGCUCUUCUGAAUAAAUUAGCAGCAGAGCCGGAAGGCUACGCUGAGUGUUACCCUGGUCUCGAUGAAAUGCAGGAUGCCAUAGAUGACUCGGAUGACGAAGUGGAUUACACUAAAAUGGAUCUCGGCAAUAAGAAAGGACCAAUCGGUAGAUGGGACUUCGACACACCUGAAGAGUACAGCGAAUACAUGAACAACAAAGAGGCACUGCCGAAAGCAGCAUUCCAAUACGGUGUGAAAAUGGCCGACGGCAGACGAACAAGGAAAUAUAAUAAAGAGAAGAACGAGAAAGCAGAGUUAGACAGAGAAUGGCAGAAGAUCCAGAACAUUAUGAACAAGAGGAAACCGAGUACCGUGUUGGAUGGCGGGUCAGAAUUUAAAGUACCCAGAUACUGAACGACAUAACCCGUUCUGCGCACUUAUUUAAUGUUUAUCACAACUUCGUUAAUGUAAUUAAAUGUACAUGUUAUAGUAUAAAAGUGCAAUUGAUUAUUCACUAUGUUAUCCCUGUACGGA
Nomia melanderi (Alkali bee) is the source of this 3201-nucleotide messenger RNA. Its product is annotated as N(4)-(Beta-N-acetylglucosaminyl)-L-asparaginase-like. NCBI's taxonomy places the organism in Eukaryota, Metazoa, Arthropoda, Insecta, Hymenoptera, Halictidae. The record is from RefSeq and is a predicted model, not a curated record. Gene Ontology annotation, molecular function: N4-(beta-N-acetylglucosaminyl)-L-asparaginase activity. Gene Ontology annotation, biological process: protein deglycosylation. Gene Ontology annotation, cellular component: cytoplasm; lysosome.